CGGAACCCACGGCGUGGCGUCCGGUGUCUUUCCUCUCCCGCUGGUGGGAAGGUGGUCCUGGGACGAAAAAACAUCGCCAGAAAAAGAAAAAAAGUGACCGACGGAAGAAAAACUUUGCGAGUUAUACAUUAUAUAAAUAUAUAUAUAGUUCUCACCACACACACAUACUCAUUUGUAUCUCGAUGACGAGCCGUGGCGCUGCGGAGUUGAGCCGACGCGUCGCCGACCAGUGAAGCGACGGUUCGGGAACAAAGUUGGGAAAGUGCGAGUUGAAAAUGGAGAGCCCAGCUGAGUGAGAGUGGGGUGAGGAGGCUGGCUCUGGCAGCAGUCCUGCCCCGCUGCUAGCGGGCUAGUUAGCUCCGACCCGCCGCUUAACUCGGACAACUGAUGAGAGCUUUCCGUCGCUGUUCUCUCCUGAAGGCCCGCCAUUCUCCAGGGGAGCUGCUUUAUCUGUGGCAAGGCCGCUGCUGACAUUGAAGCUCCCCCUCCCCCCCUCAAUGGAUCCAAGGAGAGUUGAUGUUCUUAUUUUCUCUGGAAGCUCUGCCUGAAUCCCCCCCCGCUCCUUCCCUCCAGCCCCCCGCACUUAAACCUGCUUUAGAGAACCUCUCUCCCUCCCCUGCGCCCGAUCAAUCAUUUUACAAUUUGUAUUUUUGUUGAACCCGUGAGCAUCCACGCGAGCUGUAAUCAUGCUCAUACUCAUUCUCACAACAUUCAACAAUGCACGCCAUCUGAGAUGGGGCCCUGGUAGGUUCUUCCAGGGGCUCGAGGUACGUUCAUGAACUCUGGCUUUUUAAGUGGACGUGUAUCAGAGGUGCGUUCAUGAACCCUCGGUCAGAGUCUGGGUACGACCUGGAUGUUGGACGCCCUGAGUGUGUUGGAUCAGCUGUUGCGGUGAUGAGGCAGGUCUCCUGGUGGCCCGUGUGGCUGGCUGGGCAGUGGCCCAAGGUGAUGUGAUGGGGUGCAGGAACAGCAAGGUCCUCCCUGAGCCUCCAGGGGACGUCCAUUUGGACCUGGUCAAAAAGGUCGACCCUCUUCAGACAGAUAUCUAUAAGCACUUCAUACGAGGGGAUGGCACGCGGAGCAAGGUGGGUGGAGCCGGCGGGGGAGGUGACAAGGCCGACUCCAACUCCCCGUAUCAGGCCCAAGCUGCCACUCCCACUCCCACCGCCUCCGCCCCGCCCCCUAAGGACCCGUCCGAUCUGUCGGACCCUCAGCGAAAGAAGGUGGCGAAAUACCGGGCCAAGUUCGACCCCCGGGUCACGGCCAAGUACGACAUCAAAGCUCUGAUUGGCCGCGGCAGCUUCAGCCGGGUCGUCCGCGUGGAGCACAAGAGCACGCGGCAGCCCUACGCCAUCAAGAUGAUCGAGACCCGCUACCGCGAGGGGAGGGAGGUGUGCGAGUCGGAGCUGUGCGUCCUGCGUCGCGUCCGCCACACCAACAUCAUCCAGCUGAUGGAGGUCUUCGAGACGGCGGAGCGCGUCUACAUGGUGAUGGAGCUGGCCACCGGCGGCGAGCUCUUCGACCGCAUCAUCGCGCGCGGCUCCUUCACGGAGCGCGACGCCACGCGCGUCCUGCAGAUGGUGCUGGACGGCGUCAAGUACCUCCACACCCUGGGGAUCACCCACCGGGAUCUGAAGCCGGAGAACCUCCUCUACUACCACCCCGGGUCCGACUCCAAGAUCAUCAUCACCGACUUCGGCCUGGCGAGCAGCAGGAAGAAGGGCGACGAGUGUCUGAUGAAGACCACCUGCGGCACGCCGGAGUACAUCGCCCCCGAGAUCCUGGUGAGGAAGCCCUACACCAACGCCGUGGACAUGUGGGCGCUGGGCGUGAUCUCGUACAUCCUGCUGAGCGGAACCAUGCCCUUCGAGGACGACAACCGCAUGAGGCUCUACCGGCAGAUCCUCAAGGGGAAGUACAGCUUCUCCGGAGAGCCGUGGCCCAGCGUGUCCAACCUGGCCAAGGACUUCGUGGAGCGCAUCCUGACGGUGGACGCCAGCGAGCGGCUCACGGCGGGCCAGGCCUUCAAGCACCCCUGGGUGGUCAGCAUGGCCGCCUCGUCCUCCAUGAAGAACCUGCAGCGCUGCAUCUCCCAGAACCUCCUGAAGCGGGCGUCGUCGCGCUGCCACAGCACCAAGUCGGCCCAGUCCACGCGCUCCAGCCGCUCCACCAAGUCCAACAAAGCCCGGCGGGUGCGAGAGAAGGAGCUGCGCGAGCUGAACCGCCGCUAUCAGCAGCAGUACAACGGCUGAGAGGCGGCGCACUUUUGAAACGCCGCCCUCGCCGUUUAAAGUCGCCGCCGGUGGCGGAGGCGACGUCCCCGAAUGAUUGCCGUGGGGGAAAAAAUGACUUAAAGGACCAAAAGUAAAACAGAAAAAACCAACCUGCGAGUUGACGAGGACACAGACACCAGCCAGGUGUCGAGCUCCCCGUGGGUUACGCCGUCUCCAUCCGUUCCUUCAGCCUUCUGUUCCCGGCAGGAUGGCGCCACUUCCACUCCUUUUUGUGUAGCUUUUUUUGUUUUGUUCUUCCAAUCCCUUUGUGCCUCUACAUAUUUAUUUAUUAUUGUUGACGUGAUUAUGAGUCUCUAUCCAAGCGGUCACUGGAUGAUGACCUCUCCACGAGGAUCUGUUGAACAGAGUUCUGGGUUCUGACGUUUCUAAGAAGGAAGGGAUCCUUUCAGACCCCCCCCCCCCUCCACCCCCCCCCCACUCAUUCCUGAUUGAGGGAAUUUGCUGUGAAUUAAUUAUUGUGCUGAUUGUACGGGCCGUGUCUCACGAUGGGGGCGAGCGCGCGGCAACAGAAGGUCAACAUGAAGUUGUUUUUUAUUUUUUUUAUUUAGUCACCUCUUCAGCUUAUCUCCUCUUGCCAUUAUCGCUCUGUUGAUUUCUUAUGUUUUUCCUUCUGAAGCUGUCAAAAGAUUGUGAAGCUGUUUUAGCCGUUAACUCUUCAGCGUGUUGGACAAUAACGACGUGUGAUGCUAGCAGCUCGUGACGCUAACAGCUCGCGACGUUAGCAGCUCGUGAUGCGAGCGACUUCCUGUUUCCAGUCGCCUCAUUCACGUUUUCUGUCGUUUUAAUGGUGCGCUCUGACUUUAGUUUGCGAUGGAACCAACGUCUUCCUGGAUUUACAAGCGGCCGGUGCAACCAAACCAAAGUCCUGCCGUCUGUCCCGGCUAGCUGCAGUUUCGUUAGCCGUGUUAGCAUUCAGCAAAGAAAAAAGAAAAGCUGUCAACAAUAUAUUAAAAUGUUCUUGUUUAAAUGUUGCUGCCAUAGUUACGGGUGUAUACUCAUUUAACUCAGAAUAUUGAGUGAAAAUCCCAAACCUGAUUUCAAAAUGAAGAACACCACUGAAGAUUAUUAUUAAUAUGUAUGAUUAGGAUUAGGAAAGAUUUCUGAAUUACAAAAAGUUGGCAUUCGCCGUCUUCUGCAAAACGCUUUCUUUUGUCUGUAGAAGUGACCUUGAGUGUCUUUGCCCGUUCAGGAUUUCGUGAUUUCAGAGCUACUCGGAGCCUUUUACAAUAAUGAAAGUAAUAAUCUGAAAUGACACUAGACACGUGAUUUAUUCUUUUUUUAAAAUAUCGUACAGUUUCAAUGUUAAAAGGUCGCAUGUCAGUAAAGUUCCUGAACUUUAUUAAAUCGUUAAAGCAAAAAGUGAAAUAAAUAAAGGAGGCGACUUCCUGGUUUUUUUUUUAACGAUUAAUUCCAAAUGAUUGAUCCUCAACUUGAUCAAAAUUAUAUAUUUAACCAUUGAAUAUUUUCCCAAACAUAGCAGAACUUUUCUUUUUGUUCCUGAAGCACUUAAUGUAUACAUUUAAAUCUAAUGUUUGUGUUUUUGGGAGCGUGUGUGUACUGGGUGGUCUUCUCUUCUUUACUUGAGUAUGUUUUGCUGUGAUCGACCCCCGGCGUGUAAAGUGUGUGUCGCUGUUUGUGAACUUUAUUACAUUUUUGUAUUUUCUUUACACAUACUGGAAACGUAACCGAGCCAUGUCAGCUGACCUCAGUUUUUUUCUUUUUAUUCUUUCUUUUUUUGUUCUCCUUUCUUUUUGUCUUUGUCCUUUCCGGUUGUUUCAGGAUGCUCGUCAUCUCGUGCUGCUGCCCGCCCCGAUGUCUCGCCUCUCGGUGCGACUUAAUCGUUCAUAAAGGACUAUUAAUGAGGCUAACGUCGGAAGUGGCACACUCCGAUCUCUACAAUUCUUAGAGCUACGCCACCCAAAGUGGCCGGGUGUAGUUUCCAUCACAGGGACAGCAUCCUAAAAGAGGGUGCCUCAGUUCUGGUCGUUGGGUCACGGACCGUGUGUUCGAACGCGGUCUCGAUCGUCACGGUGACAGAAGUAACCGCGUGGACUCCGAGGAGCUGCCGCGGUCGAAGUCGUCUGCAACGUUGUCCGGCGCCCGAUCGUAAAUGAUGUUCAGCGAAAAACCAAAUCGGCUCGUCAGCAGCUUCGCCGAACUUCAGCACGUUUUAUAAAAAGCGUUUUCCUUUCCGUGUUUUUAUAUACCCGUGUGAUUUUUAUAUAAAUGCUGUCGUCCGAAAUGAAAUUGCCAACUCAUCACUGUUACCGGAAAACAGGUGUGUGUUUUUGUUGGUGUUGUAAUUGUGUCUAAAUGAAUGAUAACACUUUGAUUCUGCUACCAUUAACUUUUUUUUUUUUUAACUGUGAGUUCUAAGUGCCAAUAAAACACUCAAACCGGA
Pseudoliparis swirei is the source of this 4695-nucleotide messenger RNA. RefSeq names its product protein serine kinase H1 (gene pskh1). The record is from RefSeq and is a predicted model, not a curated record. Gene Ontology annotation, molecular function: ATP binding; protein kinase activity. NCBI's taxonomy places the organism in Eukaryota, Metazoa, Chordata, Actinopteri, Perciformes, Liparidae. Gene Ontology annotation, biological process: protein phosphorylation.